AAAGGCUUUUAUUCUUUGAGGAUAUUCAAAGAAAGAUGUGGAAAAGAUGUGUUUGAGAAAUCCCAACUUUGGCGAUUCUGCUACAUAUUUUUAGCGUAUCUAAUUUUACGAGGUUCACGAAAUAAUUUUCGAGGUAGUUUGAAAAUGUAUUUACAAAGCAUGCAAGUGAUGUUUCAAAGUUUAAAUAAUGCUUUCUCAUAAUUUCGUCAUAGUCAUGAACAGAACACGUGUGCUUGCGUCUCAUGGUGAUUUCCCUAUAUAUAACAGGAGGUGCAAAUGUCAAAGUUAGUAAUCUCGAUGAUCGAUCAGGGCAACGUGCUGUUAUUUCUAUUGCCAAGAAUGUAAAGAGAGCUCUAUAACACAUAAAUUAUAGAUACUUAGGUGGGUUCACAGAACUGUUUUUAACGUUUAUAUUACGUCAUAAAUCGUCAAGCUUUAAUGUGUAAAAUUAUCAUCAUGGAUGCCUUUUAGUAUUUAGAGAUUCAUUACUCCGAAGUUUUUAAAUAUUUGUUGUGAGUUUAUUGCUAGAUUACAUUUAUACAUCUGAUGCAAGAUGAGAAGAAAUAGUAUUAUAGCGGAUGCUAAAUUUGCUACUCUUCAAAAUUUAGAAAAUACAAAAUGUAAUUCCUCGAAAAGUGGAGGGCAGAACAGACAUGAGAUUUUGAUCAAAUCAACAUUAACCGGAAAGCAUGGAUUUUCUGUGGCUUCCAUACUGAAAUAUCUGGAGGAAUGCAACGUGACAAUUCAAUUCGUCGAAAUAAAGCGCCCAGAAGAAAACAGCUCGGACAGUGAUGACGAUAUCCGACUAAAUGAAGUAUAUGUGCAGUGUCAAUGUUCAUACACAGAUCUGGAAAACGCUGAAAUUAGUUUGGAAAAGAAUUCUUCUCUUGUUGUGAAACGCUUAUCGCAACUUGGACCCGAACGCGAAACUCUUCAUGAUGUUCCAUGGUUUCCACGAAAGGCUGCUGACCUGGAUUAUUGUCGACAUUUAAGAGAAGUUUGCGAAGAUAAUCAGAUAAACACAGAACACCCUGGAUAUUCAGAUCAGGAAUACCGAGAACGAAGAAGACAAAUUGUAGAUAUCGCACGAAAGUAUAAGCACGGUGACGUCAUCCCAAGAGUGCCAUAUACAUCCGAUGAAAAUCAAACAUGGAAAACUGUUUAUUCAAAAUUGAGAAGUCUACAUGCACAAGGAGCUUGCUCGCAAUUCAACACAUCCAUUCGCCACUUGGAAAAGAUUGGCCUAUAUAGCGAAGACAAUAUUCCACAGCUGGAAGAUGUUUCGAGAUAUUUACAAGACUGCAGUGGAUUUCGUCUCCGUCCAGUGGGAGGUUUGGUUAGCGCACGUGAUUUUCUUGCUAGUCUUGCCGUGAAAGUUUUUCAAUGCACACAGUAUGUACGUCAUCAUUUGAGCCCAAUGCAUACACCAGAACCGGACUGUUGCCACGAAUUGAUUGGACAUGUGCCUAUGCUGUGUGACCCAGAUUUUGCCCGAUUUUCUCAAGAAUUAGGGAUUGUUUCGCUUGGUGCUACCGAUAAGGAUAUUGAAAAAUUGGCGACUCUCUAUUGGUUCACGGUUGAAUUUGGAUUAUGCUUGCAGCAGGGUCAAUUGAAGGUAUAUGGAGCCGGAAUUUUAUCAGCAUACGGGGAACUGGAGCAUGCUUUGUCUAAAAACCCUGAACAUUGCGAAUUUGAUGCAGAAAAGGCAUCAACCCAGUCCUAUCAAGAUGAAGAUUACCAACCACUCUAUUUCAUCGCAAAGUCGUUCCAAGAUGUUUUAACAAAAGUUCGGAAGUUUACCAACGACAAUAUCAUCAAGUGUUUCGAUGCUCGAUACAACGCUGAUACAGAAUCUGUUGAAGUGUUUCGCAAAAAUAAUCCGCAUGAUGUCGCAAGAGUGGUUGAAGAAUUGAAUGGUCACAUAACUUUUCUUCGUGGUCUAGUUGGAUAAGCGGCACAGUAUAAUUUAUUAUGUAUCCUACUGCUUGACAGUGCGAAUUUAUGAUUGCUUCAAUAAUUUCUUUCAGUAUUUUACAAAAUUUUUAAACUUGCACGUGUUAUAUUCCGUUUUCUGUUUACGAUAAUAUCAAUAUUUAUGUUUCCAUAAACCAUAUAUAUAUAUAUAUAUGUGAUGCAUGUGUAUAAAAAAUUCAUGUUUAAUAGCUUUUAUUAUACAAACACAAAAAUAUCAAGGUUCACUGCUUGGAAGUGUCUUUGAGGAUUUUUAAUGUUGAGAGCAACAUUUUGUCACGUUGUGUAUAAUUCACAACGAAAAAUAUAUGACAUCGAAAAUAACCAAUCGUUUACAAAUC
Molecule: messenger RNA, 2312 nt
Organism: Styela clava
Lineage: Eukaryota; Metazoa; Chordata; Ascidiacea; Stolidobranchia; Styelidae
Product: tyrosine 3-monooxygenase-like
Biological process (GO): dopamine biosynthetic process from tyrosine
Cellular component (GO): perikaryon; cytoplasm; axon
Molecular function (GO): iron ion binding; tyrosine 3-monooxygenase activity
Source: RefSeq, a predicted model, not a curated record